ACACAUCUGACCAGCCAACCCACCCACCAACCCACUUUCCAGCUUCAAGAUUGUCCUUUUAUUACUCUUGUAAAAAACCCAUCGCCGGAGUUUAACCCUCAGCCGCCGCUUACUUCACUGGUAGCAAUUCUCUACUUACUGAUGGAUGACUACUUGGGUCUCUUCGUGAAGGAGACCAAUCUGUAUAAUCAAAUAGUGCUCGGUGGUUUACUGCCGGAAAAGCUGUGGACCCCACUUCCACACUUCGUCCAAGGGUGGCUGCGUAACUACAUUGCCGCCACUCUUAUUUACUUUAUCUCCGGCGUCCUCUGGUGCUCCUACAUCUAUCACAUUAAGCGUAAUGUUUUUGUACCCAAAGAUGCAAUUCCUUCAAGAAAAGCAAUGCUUUUACAAAUAUAUGUAGCAAUGAAGGCGAUGCCAUGGUAUUGUGCUCUUCCUACAAUCUCUGAGUACAUGGUUGAAAAUGGACGGACAAGAUGCUUUUCAAGAAUAAGUGACGUUGGAUGGGCUUCAUACAUUUGGAAUUUUGGGCUUUAUUUCUUAAUUGUAGAAUUUGGGAUUUAUUGGAUGCAUAGAGAGUUGCAUGAUAUUAAGCCUCUUUACAAAUAUCUUCAUGCAACUCAUCAUAUCUACAAUAAGCAAAAUACACUUUCUCCAUUUGCUGGAUUGGCAUUCCACCCAAUAGAUGGAAUUCUGCAAGCAUUACCACAUGUGAUUGCUCUAUUUAUAGUGCCUACACAUUUCACAACACACAUUGUGCUUUUAUUUCUGGAAGCUAUAUGGACAGCUAACAUUCAUGAUUGCAUUCAUGGAAAAAUUUGGCCAGUAAUGGGGGCAGGAUACCACACAAUUCAUCAUACAACAUAUCGUCAUAAUUAUGGGCAUUACACAGUGUGGAUGGAUUCCAUGUUUGGUACCCUUCGUGAUCCUUUGGAAGAAGAAGAAGCUAAGAAUAUAUGAUUGUGACCAAUUUCAAUUGUAAAUAUUCGAUUUCAUGGUUUAAAUUAGAUUAAUUUGAUCAAUAGAACUGUUAGAUAUCUUUAUGUGUUUGUUGGACCAGAUCCAUGUAUUUUAUUUUCCUUUUUUUUUGUGGGUUGUGUAGAAUGAUAUGGUGAUGUGUGGUCAAGAAUCAUGAUCCCCUUGUUUCUGCUAUAAGAUUUUUGCUAAAAAAGAGGUGGUAGUGAAUUGGUUUGUUGGCAUUUUCUUCAUGCAUUUUUUCAUGUUAUUAGACUUGGUG
This is a messenger RNA of Lactuca virosa, 1237 nucleotides long. The record is from the annotation of a GenBank genome assembly. NCBI's taxonomy places the organism in Eukaryota, Viridiplantae, Streptophyta, Magnoliopsida, Asterales, Asteraceae.